AUGCCCCCAUUGGAGUGGCAGUUCAAUCCAAACCCAGAAAAAUUCUCAUGUACAGUUUAUACAGGAGAUGGAAAAAUGUACUACUUCUAUCGUCAAGAACAAUUGACUGGGGACUAUUAUUUCUUUAGUUUCUUUAUUCUAUUUGCCACAAACUUGCGACGCAAGCAAAAAGAAAAAACUGAAAAGAAAGAGAAAAAGAAAUCAGUGAGGAAAGUGAGUGCCAAAAGUGAGUUAGGAGAGAAAAGUAAAAACAGAGAAACAUCAUUUACAAUGGCACACCUGUACAACGCUUUAGGCGUUUAUUCUCUCUCCAUUGAAUGUAAGAACAGCAAAGACGUUUGGGCAAUUGGCAAGUCCAAAAUUGUGUUAGAGCCAGGAAAUAAACUUAAUGGGUUGCAGUGUUACAGCCCCAGCCUACUGGACACAAUUCUUAACUGUGCAGUUCGAAAUGGAGACACAUUGUGGGUUCAGACAGAAAAGGAGAAAGGUUUCAAUUUGACCUAUACAAUAUCAAUUGGAAAUACCACUCUUCGCGAAUCGACACUGAUACCAGGAGUUAUUGUUAUAGAUGAGUCUUUGCAAUCCCUUAUUGGACCAGGUCAACAUAGUGUGACUGUUUGUGCAAAAAAUAGCUCCACAGAGAAAUCUCAGAACAUGAUAAUUCACCUUCUUCUCAAGAUCUAUGGUUUGAAGGCUGAGUUAGAGUCACAUGCCCUGAAACUGGGCAACAAUGUCACCAUGAGGGUCUCUGUAUCUCAGGGUUCACCAAUAAGUUUGCAAUUUGAUUUUGUCGAUGCUUACAAUAUUUUGUCUUAUGCAGUGGAGAGUUCUAAUGGAAUCUUCCAGUCUAUACAUUUCCAAUGCAGAAGGAAGGCAAUUGAGGAUACCUUUCAGAAAUUUUCUGGGAUAGCAAUGAAUGCAUCCUCCCUACAGGGAGUAGAGAAUGCAAAUACUUACCUUGAUGCGAUCACCUCACACCCUGACAAACUGUCUGUUACAUCACAGGAAGAAGCAAAUAACAUACUCCUGACCCUGAGUGACAAGUUGCAGAAUCUUCCUCGUGUAAAGCCAAGUGAUGAACUGUGGAAGCUCCAUGGAGCAAAAACUGGUCUUUAUGCAGUUAAUAAUCUUCUAAUUGCUUCCACGGCAACAAAUGAUUUUGAUGUGGAGGAAGAAAAGAUGGUUAAUUUUAGGGAGAGUCCUCGCACAUGGAAUGUGCAAAGGAAUAUCAGUGGACCUUUGAGCAAUUUAUCUUUAUUUUCAGAAGGAUCAGAAUUGAAGAUUAAGGAUUUGUCAGACCCCGUUGAGAUUCUACUACCCAGAUCGAGCUCAACUCAACUUUUCCCAGCUACAUAUACCACUGACAUGAACCUAGUUUUCCAUAAGUUCCGUGUAACUGAUCCAGAUUCAGCCAUUGUGAUCUCUGUAGAAAGCAAGCCAGUUACUUCAAUACUACUGUACUUCAAACAUGCUUCUAAGCCCAAUGAAACACUGUAUGAAUUUGACGAAAGCUUCAUUCCACAGAACACCAACAAUGUUGCAGCCUACAGUUGGGUUAUAACACCUGAAAUGUUAAUGGGCAGGAACGGUACUUAUUAUUUAGCAGCCAAACCCCUCCAACUGUCAAAUGUUUCAGAGGCCAACAUAACUUUCACUAUAAGUACCAUCAGUACUAAAUGCUUAUACUGGGAUGAGAUACAGCAUCAAUGGUCAACACAUGGAUGUAAGGUGGGCCCAAAAUCAAAUCUAAAUAAAAUCCAGUGUCUUUGCAACCAUUUCAGUUUGUUUGCUAUUCCUUUCCUGCUCUUGCCCAAUACGGUGGAUGUCACAGAAACUGUCAAGUUAUUCUCUCAAAUCAAAGACAACUCUGUAGUAGUCUCAUGCCUGGCUGCUGUUUUUGGAGUUUAUAUCAUCCUAGUCGUUUGGGCUCGAAUGAAAGACAGACAGGAUUUAAAGAAGGUGAAGAAAACUGUUCUUGCAGAUAAUGAUCCAUCUGCCAAAUACCAUUACUUGGUAAAAGUCUUCACAGGUCACCGAAGAGGAGCUGGCACUACAUCAAAGGUGGUAUUGACACUAUAUGGUUCAGCAGGCCACAGUGACUCUCAUCAUCUGAGUGACCCAAAGAAACCAGUCUUUCAGCAAGGUUCAGUGGAUGAGUUUCUCCUCGCUACUCCAUUCCUUCUGGGCAAUCUCACCAACAUUAGACUAUGGCACAAUAAUUCAGGAUCCAGCCCAUCCUGGUACUUCAAUCAUGUAAUUGUACAAGUUUCAGAAACAAGGGAGCAAUGGUACUUUUUCUGCAAUUGCUGGUUAGCUGUUGAUGUUGGACAAUGUGUCCUUGACAAAACUUUCCAUCUCGCUUCCGAGGCAGAAAUGACAGAUUUCAGGAAUCUUUUCUUUAUGAAGACAUCUGAAAGUUUCACUGAUCAACAUAUCUGGUUUUCGGUGUUUGCUCGACCUUCAAGGAGCUCCUUCACCAGAGUGCAGCGGGUCUCCUGCUGCUUCUCUCUCCUCUUGUGUACCAUGUUGACCAACAUCAUGUUCUGGGGGACAGCUGAUAAUGGGACUGAACAGGAUGAGCAAUCAGAUGGUGGACAUGGGGCUUUAGUCAGUCAGGAGGACAUCAAAAGGAUUGCUAGUUCUUUGCCUGGAAAAUUGAAAGAUGCAAUGCCAACACUAGAAGAUGAUAUCAGAAAUGCAAAUGACAUAAAUAAGUUACUGGUAUUAAUAGCAAACAUUAUUCAGCACUGUAAUGAACAGCCUGAUACUCAAGAGGUUGCUAUUCCAGAUAACGAAAAUGAUCCUUCAGCUGCCAGUAGUCCUGAUCAACAAAAUGAGGAUAGCAAUUCCAUGGUCAGCAAUCCUGAACAAACUGAAGACAAUAAUUCCAUGUGCAGCGAUCCUGAUAAAGAAACAGAUCAAAUGAUGAAACACUUCUUACACUAUCUCAUGGGGUUUCUGGUGGCGUUGGCAAUUAUUGCUUACGGAGAGUGAAGUCCUCAUUCAUUUUAUUUAAACAAAGCUCUCAAUGAUAGCUUUACCAAGAAGUUCAAUGGAUCUCUGGCUGUUGAUGACUUUUUCAUCUGGGCUGAUGAAAUCUUAUUACCCAACUUAUAUGGGCCAUAUGAAGGAUUUAUCACUGAUGGGAAUUCAAAGCUGCUCGGAAGUCCUCGCAUUCGACAGGUCAGAAUAAAACCUGCUCCUUGCCCUGUGCCAACAAAAUUGGUAGAUAAUAUUAAAGAGUGUCGUGCUCCCUACUCCUAUGGUGAUGAAGAAAUGUCGGACUUUGGAAAUAAAGGGAAUUUUGGUCUGAACACAGAGCCCCUCUUACUAGACUCUGCCUGGCAUUAUCAGAGUGAGUCACAGCUGAAAGUAUAUCCAGUUUGGGGAAAGCUCGCUCUUUACCGAGGAGGCAGAUUUGUUGCUGAGUUGGGAACAGUAAACAAAACUGCAGCAAGAGUUAUUAACUACCUGAAAGAAAACAUUUGGGUUGAUAUGUACACGAGAGCCAUCUUUGUGGAGUUCACAGUCUAUAAGGCAAAUGUAAACCUAUUCUGUGUAGUCACACUGAUGCUGGAGAUGAAUGCUAUAGGUGUCUUCCUUGGUAAUGUGGAAAUGGAAAUUAUCCACCUCUAUCACUAUGUAGACCAGAAUUAUUCUGCAGUUAUUGGGGCACAAUUUGUCCUCAUCAUCAUUGUUAUUUAUUAUAUGGUUAAGCAGGGAAAACUCCCAAAGCAAAAAAAAAUGAAGUACUUCUGGGACAAAUGGAACUUGAUUAAUUUAGCCAUUAUCUUGUGCAGCUGCAGUGCACUUGGACUGUAUAUAAAACGGACUGUCCUUGGAACUCAAGUUAUGAAUGACUACUUGCAAAAUCAGGACAGGUUUGUAAAUUUCUACGACACUGCAAUUACAGACUCUGGUCUGGGAUAUGUGAUUGCUUUCCUAAUGUCGCUGGCAAUUGUUAAACUGUGGAAUCUGCUGCGUUUGAAUCCCAAGAUGCAUUUGAUUACUUCUUCACUACAGAGAGCCUGGAGUAAUCUCUUGGGACUUCUGGUCAUCUUGAUGGUGUUACUUAUUGCCUAUUCCUCUGUAUGUAACCUGGUGCUUGGUUUAAACCUAUCUUCGUACAGAACUUUCAGCACUGCAGUUAUAACACUUAUCCGUCUGCAGCUUGGAGCCUUCGACUAUAAUGAGGUGCUGAGAACUAACCCAUUCUUGGGUGCAAUCAUCAUCAGUACCUGUGUUAUCAUCAUGACCUUCAUUCUCGUCAACAUUUUUGUUUCUGCCUUACUUAUGUCCUUCAGUGAGGAACGGCAUCACCCAAUGCCUUUGGAAGAUGAAGUAAUUGACCUGUUGCUGAUGAAACUGUGCAACAUCAUUGGUAUUCAAAGAAAAGAGAAGGAAGAGCCACCAUCAAAUGGUGAAGAAUGGCAUCAGUCCAUGAAAGGGAAAAAUAGUCAACGUCUGUAAAAUUAGGAAGCGAGAAAGCUGAAGGAG
Messenger RNA from Stegostoma tigrinum, 4497 nucleotides. RefSeq names its product polycystin-1-like protein 2. Gene Ontology annotation, molecular function: calcium channel activity; calcium ion binding; protein binding. The transcript is spliced from 26 exons. Gene Ontology annotation, biological process: detection of mechanical stimulus. The record is from RefSeq and is a predicted model, not a curated record. Gene Ontology annotation, cellular component: membrane. Lineage: Eukaryota; Metazoa; Chordata; Chondrichthyes; Orectolobiformes; Stegostomatidae.